CUCCUCUACUCCCCAUGUGGCUUUUCCCCACAAGGGCCUGCUCAAGGUCUGGGGAAGAGGACGGUCUUGGUUUUCACGAAGGCCCACUGCUCCCAUCCUGCCAUGGGCCGAGUGUUCUAUCCAUUUCCCACCCAAGUUCAGCAGGCUUUCAAAAGAGAGAUCCAUUGAUGUUCCAGGGAAUGGCAAGAGGCAGUCCUGGCAGAGUAAAUCCGAGAAGACUUUCUGGAGGAGGUGCUUUAAAUUCCAGGUAGAAGGGAGGUGAGAGUGAGAGAAAACUUGUUUUAAAGAUGUGCUAGAGCCGGGUGGAGGUUAGACCCUCCCAUUUAGUCCACAAAUAAUGCAACGGAGGUGGGAUACUUUCCAGUCUACAAACUAAGCCUCCCAAAGUUAAAUCCUCCCCACUUGUCAAGUGUCUAAACCCAGCCUUGAGCCUGGUGAGAUUCUGAAGGGAAGCAGAGGUGAUGAGAAACAGAGCAGAAGUCAGGGACAGAGGGGGGCGGGCUGGCCACGGAGGGCCUAAUGUGUGCUGUGACUCAUCCUCCUUUGGCCCCUUGGGACCUGACCCAGGUCAGGCUGACACCCAACUCUGGCCACUUUCCCAAGAGAGCCUAGGGGAAAUGCUGGGGGCGGGGAGGGAGUCACGGCCGAGCUCAGGGAUCCGGAGCCUGGGCUGGGAUUGCUGAGAUCCUGUGCUCCCAGGGCGAGCCGGUUUCUAGGGCACUCCGGGUCGUGGGAGAGUGGAUUCCAGGCUGCAGGGCUAUGGGGAAGUGACCGAGGGGUCUGGGCCCCCAGUCCCGUUCACUCAGACUGGGCUCAGCGACCUCCCAGUAUUCCCAAAGUGUAAGCUACUCUCCUCCCCUUGUCCCCGGGGGCAAGAGGUCACCUUGGAGAGCAACCGCAACCUGGGAGGGGCCUGCCGCCUCCGGCAGGGCUGGGAACCCUUUCCGGCUGUAACUGGGUCUCCGUGCUUGCAAGCCCCGGAGCCCAGAGCCUAGCCCGGCCAGGCGCCCAGAGAGACCGCCCGCACCCCUGCGCCCCUGGACCGCUCUCGCGGCAACUGGGAGCUGAUGUCACCGGCGCCUGGAGCGCCGCGGGCGGAGGCCGGUGCGGCUGCGCCGGUGCUCCGGCCCCUCCGGCUUCUUGGGCUGGCGACUCCCCGGUCCCUGCGCGCCGAUGCGCCAGCGCCGCACGCGCAAUGGACCGGGCUAGGGAAGGAUCCGACACAGAACUGCAGAGGAAGCUCGACCAUGAGAUCCGGAUGAGGGAAGGGGCCUGCAAGCUGCUGGCGGCCUGCUCCCAGCGUGAGCAGGCUCUGGAGGCCACCAAGAGCCUGCUGGUGUGCAACAGCCGCAUCCUCAGCUACAUGGGCGAGCUGCAGCGACGCAAGGAGGCGCAGGUGCUGGGGAAGACAGGCCGGCGGCCUUCCGACAGCGGGCCACCCACUGAGCGCUCCCCAAGCCGAGGCCGCGUCUGCAUCUCUGACCUGAGGAUUCCACUCAUGUGGAAGGACACAGAGUAUUUCAAGAACAAAGGUGACCUGCACCGCUGGGCUGUGUUCCUGUUGCUGCAGCUUGGGGAACAGAUUCAGGACACAGAGAUGAUCCUGGUGGACAGGACCCUCACGGACAUCUCCUUUCAGAGCAGCGUUCUCUUCACGGAGGCGAGGCCAGACUUUGAGCUGCGGCUGGAGCUGUACGGAGCCUGUGUGGAAGAGGAGGGCGCCCUGGCUGGUGCCCCCAAGAGACUAGCCACCAAACUGAGCAGCUCCCUGGGCCGCUCCUCAGGGCGGCGUGUCCGGGCAUCGCUGGACAGUGCUGGGGGCACAGGGAGCAGUCCCAUCCUGCUCCCCACCCCGGCCGUGGGAGGUCCCCGUUACCACCUCCUGGCUCACACUGUGCUCACCCUGACAGCAGUGCAAGACGGGUUCCGCACACAUGACCUUACUCUCGCCAGUCACGAGGAGAACCCCGCCUGGCUGCCCCUUUAUGGCAGCGUGUGCUGCCGCCUGGCAGCCCAGCCUCUCUGCAUGACUCAGCCCAGUGCAAGUGGUACCCUCAGGGUGCAGCAAGCUGGGGAGCUGCAGAACUGGGCCCGAGUGCACGGAGUCCUGAAAGGCACAAACAUCUUCUGUCAUCGGAGACCUGAGGACGCAGACGCUGGCGAAGAGCCGCUGUUUACUAUUGCGAUUAACAAGGAGACCCGCGUCCGGGCAGGGGAGCGGGAUCAGGCCCCAGGCCGGCCCUUCACCCUAAGCAUCAGUAACCGGUAUGGGAAUGAUGAGGUGACGCAUGUCCUUCAGACAGAGAGCCGGGAAGCCCUGCAGAGCUGGAUGGAGGCCCUGUGGCAGCUCUUCUUCGACAUGAGCCAAUGGAAGCAGUGCUGUGAUGAGAUCAUGAAAAUCGAAACUCCUGCCCCCCGGAAACCACCCCCAGCACUGGCCAAGCAGGGCUCCUUGUACCACGAAAUGGCUAUUGAGCCGCUGGAUGACAUCGCGGCGGUGACAGACAUCCUGGCCCAGCGAGAGGGCCCGAGGCUGGAGACACCCCCACCCUGGCUAGCCAUGUUUACAGACCAGCCCGCCCUGCCCAGCCCCUGCUCGGCUGCCCCAGCCUGGACCCACCCCCUGUCCUGGGGGCGACCCCGAACCUUUUCCUUGGAUGCUGUCCCCCCAGACCACUGCCCUGGGGCUUCCCGCUUGGUCGCCCCUCUCCCCCCGCAGCGACCCCCACGGUCCAAAGGCCUCUGCAGCAAAGGCCUGCCCCGCACUUGGCUCCAGUCACCAGUGUGAGAGAAAGGUGCUGGCACCAGGAUCUGGCCAGAAGAGAAAGUGACCAAAUGCAAGUGGGCUCUGGAUACAGCACUGCCCCAGCAAGUUGGCCAGUUUGGCCACUUCUUCCUCUGCUGGACCGGGGAUAGGCUGGGGAAGGGGGAGCAGAAGACUCUCGAAGCUGUGGUUGCCAUGGUACUAAGAGGCUCAUUCCUGAGGCUGGCCGGGACACCCCCACCGAACCCUUCCUGGGAGAAAACUGGAACCAACCCUACCCUACCUCCCUGCACUAACCAGCUUUGAGGAUGGCGCUCAGGAGCUGUGGGAGAGAACACGUCUCCCUGUGACUACACACCGACCAUUAAAGUUAUUUAACAGCAGCCUU
Molecule: messenger RNA, 3152 nt
Organism: Lepus europaeus (European hare)
Lineage: Eukaryota; Metazoa; Chordata; Mammalia; Lagomorpha; Leporidae
Gene: RTKN
Product: rhotekin
Exons: 12
Coding region: 1196-2788 (530 amino acids)
Biological process (GO): signal transduction; mitotic cytokinesis; actomyosin contractile ring assembly
Cellular component (GO): actomyosin contractile ring
Source: RefSeq, a predicted model, not a curated record